CAUGUCCUUCUCGUUGUCAAGUCCUCCGAGGAACCCCUGGAACCCUUUCAGACGAACUCGUUUACCUUCAGAGGGGAGAGACGAGAGAGAAAGUGGGGUAGAGGUGGGUGGGAGAUGAAUAUGUAUAAUAUACAAGGAGGGAAGGAGGGAAAACCAAGAUCGGGGGAGAGAUUAACAAUAAAACAUGAAUCGACCUAUUACUUGUUAACUAGCAUGAAAUUACACCUUAUAAAAGGAGUGGGACUAGCUAGUUACCAGAUCAGAUAUAUCAUAUUUAGCCAACGGCAUUUAGGAGCUACAUUCCAUCGCGCCUUAGCUCCUGGAGACGCACAUGCACACACGCAUGCGUUAUUACACUGUUCCUUCUCUCUUUCUUCUUUCCUUCUCUCCCACUGUCAACACACUACAUCAGACACGUCACACACGCAUGCAUUAUUACACUGUUCCUUCUCUCUUUCUUCUUUCCUUCUCUCCCAC
Molecule: messenger RNA, 477 nt
Organism: Geodia barretti
Lineage: Eukaryota; Metazoa; Porifera; Demospongiae; Tetractinellida; Geodiidae
Source: the annotation of a GenBank genome assembly